This is a messenger RNA of Botrytis deweyae, 567 nucleotides long. RefSeq lists its product as uncharacterized. The coding region runs from base 1 to 567 and encodes 188 amino acids. The transcript has a single exon. NCBI's taxonomy places the organism in Eukaryota, Fungi, Ascomycota, Leotiomycetes, Helotiales, Sclerotiniaceae. The record is from RefSeq and is a predicted model, not a curated record.
AUGUCUUGGAAGGACUUCGAUGACAAUCUUUUUUGGCGGCCGAAUUGGUGGGAGCAAGCUGGUGGAACUCUCGGUUCUAGUGAAACUGCAUUAUUCCCAACUUGGUCAUGGAGUUCAGUCGCCGGAUCUGUUAGAUUUGAUAGAUAUCAUCAUCAUGUGCCGGUAACAACUUGGGCUCAUUUCUCACCUGAAGAGGGCAAUUUUGACGUGUUGAUUCCACCUGAAAUGGAACGCUACGGAUGGCAUCAAUUAGCUCAUAAAGAAAGGUUCUACAAUCUUGAGCACUGGAUCGAUCUUCGUGAUUGUAAGUGCAAAGGCAUGAAUCAGGAAUGUUGCGAGGACUGCUGCCUUGAUAGUCACACUCGUGUAAGAAUGAACAUGCAGAGAAGAACAUCGAAUUUUCUCAAAAAAUUCUCCGAUGAAGAUACCAAUGCUGCUCUUGCACCUGGACGUUUGUUGCUAUUGACCCAAACUGCUAGGUUACGCUUAGAAUAUUAUGGCACAUUUUCUUUCGAGCAUGGAAUCUCACAAACCGAGUUCUCUCUAUGGAAUGAAGAUGAACAAUGA